UCUAGUCCCUCUCCAAUGCGCAUCUCCCCAUCAGGGAUCCCGAAGCGUCGCACAGCUCGGAAGCAGCUGUCUAAACGGACAAUUCACGAUGUUCUGGAAGAGAAGAGUGAGGACAAGAAUGGAGAAGCCAACAAGGCUGUCCCUAGGGAGGUGUGGGAUGGCGGCUGGGUAAGGCACGUCAUGUGUGUCUCUUUCCCUAGGGUCCCUUAUCUGGCUGUGGCCCGGACCUUUGAGAAGAUCGAGGAGGUUUCUGCUCGGCUCCGGAUAGUGGAGACGCUGAGCAACUUGCUGCGCUCUGUGGUGGCCCUGUCACCUCCAGACCUCCUCACCAUCCUCUACCUUAGCCUCAACCACCUUGGGCCGCCCCAGCAGGGCCUGGAGCUUGGUGUCGGGGACGGCGUCCUUCUCAAGGCAGUGGCCCAGGCCACAGGUCGGCAGCUCGAGUCUGUCCGGGCUGAGGCAGCCGAAAAGGGCGACGUGGGGCUGGUCGCUGAGAACAGCCGCAGCACCCAGAGACUCAUGCUGCCCCCGCCCGCCCUCACCGCCUCUGGGGUCUUCGCCAAAUUCCAAGACAUUGCCCGGCUCACUGGCAGCGCUUCCACAGCCAAGAAAAUAGACAUCAUCAAAGGCCUGUUUGUUGCCUGCCGCCACUCAGAAGCCCGAUUUAUUGCCAGAGCCCUGAGUGGACGGCUGCGCCUCGGUCUGGCAGAGCAGUCGGUGCUGGCUGCCCUCGCUCAGGCUGUGAGCCUCACACCCCCAGGCCAAGAAUUCCCCCCAGCCAUGGUGGAUGCUGGGAAGGGCAAGACAGCAGAGGCCAGAAAGACGUGGCUGGAGGAGCAAGGCAUGGUCCUGAAGCAGACAUUCUGUGAGGUACCUGACCUGGACCGGAUUGUCCCCGUGCUGCUGGAGCAUGGCCUGGAGCGGCUCCCGGCGCACUGCAGUCUGAGUCCAGGGGUCCCCCUGAAACCAAUGUUGGCUCACCCGACCCGGGGCGUCAGCGAGGUCCUGAAACGCUUUGAGGAGGCAGCUUUCACCUGCGAGUACAAAUACGAUGGGCAGAGGGCACAGAUUCAUGUUUUAGAAGGCGGGGAGGUGAAAGUCUUCAGCAGGAAUCAGGAAGACAAUACUGGAAAGUACCCCGACGUCAUCAGCCGCAUCCCCAAGAUUAAACGUCCGUCAGUCACAUCCUUUAUCCUGGACACUGAAGCCGUGGCUUGGGACCGGGAGAAGAAGCAGAUCCAGCCAUUUCAAGUGCUCACCACCCGCAAACGCAAGGAGGUGGAUGCAGCCGAGAUCCAGGUGCAGGUGUGUUUGUAUGCCUUCGACCUCAUCUACCUCAAUGGAGAGUCUCUGGUACGUGAGCCCCUUUCCCGACGCCGGCAGCUGCUCCGGGAGAACUUCGUGGAAACGGAGGGCGAGUUUGUCUUCGCCACGUCCCUGGACACCAAGGACACAGACCAGAUCGCCGAGUUCUUGGAGCAGUCUGUGAGAGACUCCUGCGAGGGGCUGAUGGUGAAAACCCUGGAUGUCGAUGCCACCUACGAGAUCGCCAAGAGAUCACACAACUGGCUCAAGCUGAAGAAGGACUAUCUGGACGGUGUGGGUGACACCCUUGACCUCGUGGUGAUCGGCGCCUACCUGGGCCGGGGGAAGCGGGCUGGCCGCUAUGGGAGCUUCCUGCUGGCCUCCUAUGAUGAGGAAAGCGAGGAGCUGCAGGCCAUUUGCAAGCUUGGAGCUGGCUUCAGUGACGAGGAGCUGGAGCAGCAUCACCAGAGCCUGCAGGCCCUGGUGCUGCCCACCCCACGCUCCUAUGUCCGGGCAGACGGUGCCGUGGCCCCCGACUACUGGCUGGAGCCCAGCGCCGUGUGGGAGGUCAAGUGUGCUGAUCUCUCCCUCUCCCCCAUCUACCCUGCCGCCCGGGGCCUGGUGGACAGCGAGAAGGGGAUCUCCCUACGCUUCCCUCGGUUUAUUCGCAUCCGUGAAGACAAGAAGCCGGAGGAGGCCACCACCAGUGCCCAGGUGGCCGGACUGUACAGGAAGCAAAGUCAGAUUCAGAACCAGCAGAGUGCUGACUUAGAUUCCGACCUGGAGGAUUUCUACUAGGCCCUGCCCUCUGGGACCGGGCUGGGGGACGCAGGCAUGGCGCCCCCGUGGUUAAGCACAUCUGGUGUGCAGUCACACCACGUGGUGUGUGUGCGCGUGUGUGUGUGUGUGUGUGUUAUGUGUGUGUGGUUCAUUUCAGCCGGGGCCUGGGAUUCACCUGGUUAUUUUUUUCAAUAAAUAAUUAUUGAUCACC
This is a messenger RNA of Hipposideros armiger (great roundleaf bat), 2296 nucleotides long. It is a transcript of the gene LIG1, whose product is annotated as DNA ligase 1. The transcript is spliced from 20 exons. Gene Ontology annotation, biological process: DNA recombination; Okazaki fragment processing involved in mitotic DNA replication; DNA biosynthetic process. Gene Ontology annotation, molecular function: ATP binding; DNA ligase (ATP) activity; DNA binding. The record is from RefSeq and is a predicted model, not a curated record. The annotation marks the transcript as partial. Gene Ontology annotation, cellular component: nucleus; mitochondrion. NCBI's taxonomy places the organism in Eukaryota, Metazoa, Chordata, Mammalia, Chiroptera, Hipposideridae.